This is a messenger RNA of Limanda limanda (common dab), 4600 nucleotides long. RefSeq names its product rho GTPase-activating protein 42 (gene arhgap42b). The record is from RefSeq and is a predicted model, not a curated record. Gene Ontology annotation, biological process: signal transduction. The coding region runs from base 6 to 2657 and encodes 883 amino acids. The transcript is spliced from 24 exons. Gene Ontology annotation, cellular component: cytoplasm. NCBI's taxonomy places the organism in Eukaryota, Metazoa, Chordata, Actinopteri, Pleuronectiformes, Pleuronectidae. Gene Ontology annotation, molecular function: GTPase activator activity; protein binding.
UUAGGAUGGGACUCCCCACUCUGGAGUUCAGUGACUCCUUCGUGGACAGUCCGGACUUCAGGGAGAGACUCAAGUGUCAUGAGAUCGAGCUGGAGAGGACCAACAAGUUCAUCAAGGACCUGAUCAAGGAUGGGAACAUGCUCAUCACCGCGCUCAAGAAUCUUUCUGUUGCCGUGCAGAAGUUCUCCCAGUCCCUGCAGGAGUUCCAGUUCGAGUGCAUUGGUGAUGCAGAGACAGACGACGAGGUGAACAUUGCACAGUCAUUCAAAGAGUUCUCGCAGCUGCUGAACACUGUUGAAGAAGAAAGACGACGCCUGAUUCAGAACGCAGACGAUGUUUUGAUUACGCCGCUGGAGAAAUUUCGGAAGGAGCAAAUCGGCGCCGCAAAGGAGGGGAAGAAGAAGUUCGAUAAGGAAACAGAGAAGUACUAUUCCACGCUGGAGAGGCACCUGGGCCUGUCGUCUAAAAAGAAGGAGGCGUAUCUGAACGAGGCCGACACACAGAUCGACAAGGAGAGGCAACUCUUCUACGACGCCUCACUCGAGUACGUCUUCAAAAUACAAGAAGUGCAGGAGAAGAAGAAGUUUGAGUUCGUGGAGCCGCUCCUGGCCUUUCUUCAGGGUCUGUUCACGUUCUACCACGAAGGAUACGAGCUGGCUCACGAGUUCGAGCCGUACAAGCAGCAGCUCCAGUUCAACCUGCAGAACACACGAAACAACUUUGUGAGCACCAAGCAGGAAGUGGAGAAGCUGAUGAAGAGGAUCAGGACGGCGGACCAGGAGUACAAACCCCUGGGCCAGUGGGCGAUGGAGGGCUUCCUGUACGUCCAGGAGAAACGUCCUCUGGGAUGCACGUGGAUCCGUCACUACUGCACGUACGAGAAAGGCAGCAACACCUUCGCCAUGAGCAACGCGGACAUCAAGUCGGCCGGGAAGCAGAACGGCCUUGUCCUGAGCCAGCCGGAGAUGUUCAAGCUCCGAUCCUGCAUCCGAAGGAAAACCGAUUCCAUCGACAAGCGAUUCUGCUUCGACAUCGAAGUGGUGGAGAGGCAUGGCGUCAUGACCCUGCAGGCGCCGUCAGAGGCCAACCGGAGAUCCUGGCUGGAGGCCAUGGACGGCAAGGAGCCGAUUUACAACCUGCCGGCCAUUCUGAGCAAAAGAGAAGAGACGUUUCUUAAUGAGGCGGGAUUUAACUUCGUACGCAGAUGCAUCGACCUGGUGGAGACGAGAGGCAUAAACACGCUGGGGCUGUACAGAAUCGGAGGGGUCAACUCCAAAGUCCAGAGGCUGAUGACUACAGUCUUUUCCUCCAAGGCACCUGCGGAUAUGGACCUGGACCCGGAGACGUGGGACAACAAAACCAUCACCAGCGGCCUGAAGAAUUACCUCAGGUGUCUCUCCGAGCCUCUGAUGACCUUCAGGCUCCACAAGGAUUUCCUCCUGGCCGUCAAGUCGGAUGAUCAGAACUACCGGGUGUGUGCCGUCCACGCCUUGGUGCACAAGCUGCCCGAGAGGAACAAGGAGAUGCUGGAGCUGCUGUUGAAACAUCUCGUCACCGUUUCCACACAAAACCAGUGCAACCUGAUGACAGUGUCCAACCUGGGGGUCGUCUUCGGCCCCACCCUGAUGCGCGCCCAGGAGGAGACUGUGGCCGCCAUGAUGAACAUCAAGUUCCAGAACAUUGUGGUGGAAAUACUCAUUGAGAACUUCAACAAAAUCUUCCACCAGCCUCCGGACCCCAACGUGCCCCUGCCGCAACCACAGAGCCGGCCGGGCUCUCGCCGGAGCCGAGCCAUCUGCCUGACCACGGGCCCCCGGAAGCCGCGGAGCCUCUACACCCCAACGCUUUGUCUGGCAGACGCAGAAAGUGACGCUCUGAGCAGCAGCCCGGGCAGCACCCCCAUGGGCAGCAUGGAGUCCCUGUCCUCCCACUCCUCCGAGCAGAACGCCUCCUCCAAAACCGCCUCCUCCUCCUACGCCCAGGUGAAGGAGAAGUCGCAGCUUGACCUCCGCCGGGCGCCGUCGCAGCUCUCCCUCGGCCCCAGGAGUGCCGGGGGGGUCAGCAGCCCGGAGUCCAGCUCCAGGGAGGAGGCGGGCCGGACGGACGGCGAGUCGGAGGACGCCCUCAGCCUGUCCUCCGUCAGCACUGCACCCUGGCUGUCUCCCGCACCCAAAAAAGCUCCACACGUCCGGCCCGACCUGCGGCCGCCGCUGCUGCCGAGCCGCUCGCCUGCUCCCUCCCUGAAAUCACUGCAUAUAUCUGAAGGCCUCAGGAGCUGCUCUGGAUCCGUCCAGAGUCUGUCACCACCGCUGGAGCCCAGGGAGAGCCUGAAGCCUGCGGGGGGGCACCCGGACCUGCCGCCCAAACAAGUCCUCCGCCGCCGGCUGGACACGACCGUGGGCAACGGAUACCAACGACCUGGCUCAGUGGUUGCUGCCAGAGCAAUGCUGUUUGAAAACAACCCGUCCCAGUCAGUGCCAGUCGGAAGAGAUGCCAAGGCGAUGUACUCCUGUGAGGCGGAGCACAGCCACGAGCUCAGCUUCCCCCAGGGGGCGCACUUCACAAACGUUUAUCCCUCUGUUGAACCCGGCUGGCUCCAAGCAACAUACGAGGGAAGAACCGGUUUAAUCCCCGAGAAUUAUGUCGUCUUCCUCUAACAGGUGGUGAACGCUGCAUCUUUUUUCCUGGUAUCCAUGGAAGAAAAAAAAAGAAAUACAAGAUGUUUGUGGCUCGUUGUCGUGUGGCCAAUUAUCGCUGGCAACCAACAUUUCUGCAUUUUAAGUAUUCUUCAAGUAGAGCAGUAAUUGUUUUAACAUGUGUUUGUGUCUUUGUUCAAGAGCGUGGUGUUUCAGUUUGAGGACAGGAUUUUUUUUUUAUUUCACAUUAAGAUUUUGUAACUCGAAUACAGCUGCUUGUGCUCAAAUUAGAAUAUCUUAGAGUUAAGUAAAGAUAGUUGCUCUUCCACUCGUGCUAGCGCUGCUUCUGAAACGUCUGCUCUCGGAUUUUUUCUCAGUUUUCUUCGUGCAACAAAUCCAUCAAAAAUUCUCUCAACCAAUAGAAUUCAAGGUGUAGUUGCCCCGUUGGUGCUGUUUUCAAAAAACAAGAAGCAGGACGGCGCCUAUUGUGUUCUUAUAGCUGCUGUCAACAGUGUUCCCGUCACUAGUAAAUUAUCGGGAACACUGUGUGCAUGACUCCGGUUACAGUAACCACGCGUACGUACAAGACUCUAACAGAAGUGAAGCCAGAACACCCACAACGAUGGCGUGACAAUUUUGUUUGUUCCAAGAACUGAAGCUAAAGCGCAGGAAAUCUGCCCAAGCAUCAAAAUAUCAAUUAAAAAUAUAAUUUGAGCACAAGCGGGGGCUGUUUGAGUGCAAGCGCAUCUGUAAGUUCGGCUCUCAAACUUAAACACAACCUUGUAUUAACGGUCCUAAAAUUUCAAAGUCCAAAGUGUACCUCCAUUUUCUAUAACGACUCCAUUGUUACAUGUUUAAAUGCUCAGAAAAAAAAUAAGUACGACAUUAUUGAUGGAUGUAAAUGUUUGUAUAUGUAAUGACCCGUCGACUGCACUGAUGUGUUUUUUUAGUCCUUAAAGAUUCACAAACACAAUCACAACAUCAAUUUCACAAGUUUUAUUCUCAGAAAUAUGUAAUAAUAAUAUAUCUAGAAACUUCCCGUAAUAUCAACAUAAAUGUUCAGCAAGUGCUUCAUGAAAAUCUGCACAGGCUCAUAAACAUUCGUCUGUAUUAACUGUAAUUCAACAAACUGUGAUUUUUUUUUUUCUUUUAAAGUAAGGAUAUUAAUCUAGUCUAUGAGUAAAAGCAAUAAUGGGGGGGGGGUUGCACCUUAACUGUCAUGUUUAUGGCCUGUGAUGGAUGUUGGACCACUGAACCUGCUCACUGCUGCCGUGCACUUUCUGGUUAGCUACACAGCACUGUACUGUACAUUGAAGCUCAUACGUUAACCUGUAGUCGCUAAUCAAAACGAUAUUAACCUCCUGUAGCUGUUUAUUCAUAUAAAUUAUCACGUCAAAUAUAAAAAAAAGUGUUUUUAUAACGUCACAAAUGCUUCGAUCAUGAGGUGGAACCUUCAGCUCUGAUGCUUGUUGUGGUACUUUUUACUCACUGGUACACUGGUGUACUAGCAAUGACAAAGUAUUCGAUUGUGUUGUGUUAUAGAUGCCAUUCGAUAUUUAAUAUUUCUGCCACUGUGGAAACAUUUUCAAAGUAGAAAGUUAUCAACAAUAAAUCCUUUUUCCUCUUCAGUCAUUACAAACUAUUGCUCCAAAAAUAAACUUUCUCUGGCGGCCAUACAUGUAUUUCUGAAGGUAUUUGGGAAUCUCACACUUGCCAAGAUCCCGGAGUUCUUUUCCAUUUGCACCUUUUAAGAAAGCGAAGUGACCUUGAAGGGUCAUGAGGGAACGACACUCCCAUACCGUCUGAAUUCAGAUGUCGGAAAUUACGUCAGUAUCCUGAAUAUGAAAUCACUUGGCAUCGUUGUUUUUAUUUCUUUUCUAUACUGGCGAGCUUGUUCCCUUGCAAUCAUAAACUGUGUCUUCACGGUGCCUGAACAUGUCUAUAAAUAAAUAGCGUGAUUCAUU